UAUAGUCUUAUCUAAGCAUGCGCUUCACUCCCGAACAAGCUGCAUAGUUAACUUUUUUUUAGGGCACUUUUAAAACUAUCAAAGACCAUUACCCUUUAGGAAUUAUUAAUCAGACUACAAUUUAUCCACUUAUCUUAUUAUCCCAAAAAAAUAAAGUUAUAAUGUCCCAGGAAAAAAUUUCCGACUACUUAAUAUAUCGUGAGAUAGUAAAAAAGUUGCUAAUAGUCGUAGGUCUUUGGCCCUAUGACAAUCCUAGUAUAUUUUACAAUUUUUUACCGUACAUACAGAUAUUUGUCAACGUUUUUUUGUGUUUCGGUAUGCUCGGUUUUGUACAAAAAAAUUUUAAAAAUAUUGGACUCGUUACUAAAGGUAUGAGUAUCAUGACAAGUCUUAUGUCAACAAUCAUAAAGGUGGUAUGUUUCAUAAAAAAUCGAUCAGAUGCAAUGGAAUUACAUAAAAACCUCGAUCCCCAUUUCACUGAAAUUUUACAAGAUUUAAAACUAUCGAAAUUCGUGUUAAAAAGAUUUUCAGUUGUUAAACAUUUAUCAUGUACAUUUACUAUUAUCGUCACAAUAUCAUGUGCGUUGAGACUUAUCAUUCCAAUAUCUAUAAUGAUUAAACAAAUUAAACUUAAUAUUCACCCGGUCCGAUAUCCGCUUUUAUUUCCUAGUGUAUUUCCGUGGAAAGUAACACCCGAAAGUUAUAUUUAUGAAUUUGAAUUCGCGAUUGAAUCGUUUGCAGUUGUGACACUAUGUUUUAUAACUCUAAGUGUUGAUUGCCUUUUUACAUUUUAUGUUUACCAAAUGAUCGGCCAAUUAAGAGAAAUUUCAUAUUGUUUUAAAAAUUUAACUGAAAAAAGUGAUAGUCAAAGUAUACUACGCAAAUGCAUUAGUCAAUAUCAGAUAUUAUUGAAGAGUCGUGAUAUAUUACAACGUGUUUAUGGGCCGAUUGUACUCUGGAUUAUGGUUACCAAUGCAGUUAUAAUGUGUACUAUUGCUUUUCAAGUAACUCAGAUGGAUAGUGUAACACUUGGUCGUGGACUAUUAAUUUUCACAUGGAUAUCUCUUAAAAUACUUCAAACAUUUAUGUACGCUUGGAGUGGAUCUUGUCUCACUUUAGAAGCUGAAGAAUGCCGAGAUUCUGUUUAUGCUUGUGAAUGGUAUGGAAACAAACGUCUGAUGACAUCGAUUAUCAUUAUUUUAUCACAACGACCGCUCAUAUUGACAGCUUGCAAUUUCUCAGUCGUCUCAGUUGAAAUUUUCCAAAUGGUUAUCAACACAACAGUUUCAUAUUUUUUUCUAUUACAAACACUUGAGCCUGAGGCUUAAAUUCAGUAACAAACCAAAUUUUUUCAUAUUGCACUUAAGUAUACUUAAGCAUAUUUAAUGAUAUUUUUAAAUUUGGUAAUUAAUGAAAUGAUGAGAAUAAAAUAAUAAUAAAAGA
Messenger RNA from Microplitis mediator, 1443 nucleotides. Its product is annotated as odorant receptor 4-like. Gene Ontology annotation, biological process: sensory perception of smell; detection of chemical stimulus involved in sensory perception of smell. The transcript is spliced from 5 exons. The coding region runs from base 162 to 1328 and encodes 388 amino acids. Gene Ontology annotation, molecular function: odorant binding; olfactory receptor activity. Gene Ontology annotation, cellular component: plasma membrane. The record is from RefSeq and is a predicted model, not a curated record. Lineage: Eukaryota; Metazoa; Arthropoda; Insecta; Hymenoptera; Braconidae.